Messenger RNA from Arctia plantaginis, 249 nucleotides. The record is from the annotation of a GenBank genome assembly. NCBI's taxonomy places the organism in Eukaryota, Metazoa, Arthropoda, Insecta, Lepidoptera, Erebidae.
AUGCUACAAAUCUUAAAAUUUUUGUCACAUGUUAAACCUUUAGCGAGACUACACGGAUGCAGAACCAACUGGAACAUGUUCCGCUUCUUGUUAGAGUCUUCAUUAAAUAUUAUACUUAAGACUGAAGAGAAAAUUAUGUUAGCUGUUGAAUAUUUCAAUGAGAGCAUCCAAAAAGCUGCUUGGGAUAGAACUUCUGCCGCCAAGAAACACACAUUUCUGACUGCUCAGAGCUGGUUCGAGAACUUGUAG